This is a messenger RNA of Candidula unifasciata, 396 nucleotides long. NCBI's taxonomy places the organism in Eukaryota, Metazoa, Mollusca, Gastropoda, Stylommatophora, Geomitridae. The record is from the annotation of a GenBank genome assembly.
CUGAACUUACACCACAGACGGCACACAGGAGAGAAACCCUAUACUUGUUCAUAUUGUGGCAAGCUGUUUAGUUCUUCAUCAGGCUUGCAGCAACAUGUAAGGACGCACACUCAUGAAUCCCCAUUUUCCUGCAGUCAGUGCAGCAGAAGUUUCAAACAGAGGGAGAAGCUGAAACAACAUGAGCGUAUUCACACUGGAGUUCGACCGUACAUGUGUGACCGGUGUCCGAGUACUUUCCGAGUGAAAAACUCUCUGGCCAGACACUUACGUAUACACUCAGGUGAGAUGUUUCAGUGCGGGCUGUGUCCCAAAGCAUUUGGAGAAUUAUAUUCUUUGAAGAAACACCACAGAAGACGACAUGACAAGCUUCAGUUCACCAGCCCUGGAACGGAGUCA